UCGUUUCUAAUAAUAGAGAAGAUGAAGUAAUAUUUGCAAUUGAUGUUCCUGAGCAUUUGAUUGGAUAAGUGCAUAAACUGUAGGGGGGGGUUGGAUUGAUGGAUCGCAUUAGUAUUCCUGUCCUAUCAAUGGGCUGGGUUGCUAACAACGUCAGUCUGCCAGAUUCCCUGCGUCUACCAGUCCCACCACGGGUCCAUUUGGGAUCCUCAAACAGAACAGCCCUUAGAGACUGGAUGCAGGCAAGCCAUUAGAGCCCGUGGCCCGCUCGUAGGACAGACGGUCCUCACAGGUCUGGGAAAGGGGGGAGGGAGGGGAAGAAGCUAAAGAAGGAAGCGCCGCUGCGGGAAGACACAAAAGCUGGAGCGACUCUUCUUCCCUCACCCCCCCUUCACCCCCUGCUUCCGCCCCCCCCUUGCAGCUCAAGCUUUGAAAGCUGAUCUCCCUUCUGAAUGGAAACUCUGAACUGCCAGGCACCGUUGUCCUUGCCUCGCCUCCAGAUCCAUGCCGAGAAGAAGGCUCAGCGAUCUGCCCGCGCCAGGCUGCCCCUGCAGGGGCUGAGAUGCUGCUGAAGGCAACUUGACAUCCUCCGUCCGCGCCCGUAGUGGGAGCGAUGCUGCAAAGCACAGCACUCGCUCGCUCAGCUCUCCUUCAAGCUGAAGGUUACCAGCCGCCCCGGCCGUCGCCGCUGCUGUGAGCGCCCAAGGAGAGGGACUCUGGCCGCCUCCUUGGCCGUGGUCCUCGGCGCGGUGGGGAAAUAGCUCUGGCCGCGCCUGCUGCGGAUCCGGGCAGCCCAGCCGCAGCUUCGGCUUGGUGGAUGUGUCUGCAUGAGUUCUGCACCGAAUGGGCGCAAAAAGCGCCCCGGCCGCUCCACUCGCUCUUCGAUCUUUCAGAUCAGCAAGCCGACGCUGCCGAGCGGGGACUGUGAGCGCCGCAGGGGCAGCGGCUCCGAGGGCGCCCACAAGACCCAGAGAGCCCUGGACGACUGCAAGAUGCUUGUCCAAGAAUUCAAUACCCAAGUGGCCCUGUAUCGAGAGUUAGUCAUUUCUAUUGGGGAUGUCUCAGUCAACUGUCCAUCUCUAAGGGCAGAAAUGCACAAGACCCGAACCAAAGGCUGUGAGAUGGCCCGGCAGGCCCAUCAAAAACUUGCUGCAAUCUCAGGCCCAGAAGAUGGUGAGAUACAUCCAGAAAUCUGCAGGCUUUACAUCCAGUUGCAGUGUUGCUUAGAAAUGUACACCACCGAGAUGCUAAAAUCCAUAUGUCUGCUAGGAUCUCUUCAGUUUCAUCGGAAAGGAAAGGAGCCUGGAGCAGGGAUCAAGAGCCCAGAAUGCAAAACUGAAGAGGGUCCAGAAGUCCCCAUUUUAGAGGACACGCUAUCUUCACCAGUAGACACUCAGCAUCAUUCCUGGCAGGUUUCCACGGAUAUUGAGAAUACUGAAAGAGACAUGCGAGAAAUGAAAAACCUUUUAAGCAAACUCAGGGAGACUAUGCCUUUACCAUUGAAAAAUCAAGAUGACAGCAGCCUCCUGAACCUGACUCCUUAUCCACUAGUUAGAAGACGGAAGAGAAGAUUCUUUGGUCUAUGCUGCCUCAUCUCAAGCUAGAUAAUUCCCAUUAAAACUCCCCCAAGAAAGCCAGAACAUCAAAGAAACAGAUGUCAUUUGCUUUUCAGAUGGAUAAACCACACAGUUAUUGGUUAUCGACCAUGUUUUCUAUGCUUCCCUCUUAAUUUUCUUCCCUUCCUUUUCAAGAGUUUUACACUUUAAUUAUUGUCAAGGACCAGAGAGAGAACAGAUUCAAAAUGGAGAAUGUUUUUAAAAGGAUUUUUUAGAUGACCUAGUGCAUGUCUGCUCUGAACUAUACAAUGACUAGAUGCAAGAAUUAUGAUUUUAAAGUCAUUCUAAGUUUUUUAUGUAUUGUAUAAAUUUCAAAUGAUUUCAUGUACAGUAGCAUAAUUAUAGCUCUUACUAGUCUCAUGUUAAUACUUUAUCAUAUAUGAAAGAGUCUUUAAACAUAGAAAUCUAUUUAAAAUUACAAAACUGUGUUCAAGGUCAAAGUUAUUAAAUCACUAGAAGUAAUAUUGUUAAGAGAACUUAUAUUCCUCUCCUAUUGCUUUCUCUGCUGUCAUUCAUGUCUAGUCUUCCACUCUGUCAGAAUUUAUCCAAGAGCUUCAAAAUACACAUAUCUUAAUUUAUAAUGCUAAAAAUAUUGAGGCUAUUAAAAAUUUGUAAAUACACAAUAAUAUCGUCAUACAAUGCACAUGAGCAUAAGAGUAACUAAUUUCUUUUUGAUCCAAUGGUGUCUUUUUUCAACUUCUUGGAGAAUGACAUAAUCCAGUUAGGAAAUGAUGUAGUCAACUAUACAAUUACCCUCAAAUAUAAAAUUGGAUUAUUAUUACAUUUGAUUUUAAUUGAAAUUUGAAGCAUGGUGUCUGCACAUCAGCAUAGUGUUAACUCAUAUAGGGCAUGCUGGAAUUAGCUCAGAUUGUAUAAUAUUUAACAUUUUACAUUGUUAAUAAAAAGUUUUUUAGUUAA
Phascolarctos cinereus (koala) is the source of this 2531-nucleotide messenger RNA. RefSeq names its product regulator of G protein signaling 7 binding protein (gene RGS7BP). Lineage: Eukaryota; Metazoa; Chordata; Mammalia; Diprotodontia; Phascolarctidae. The record is from RefSeq and is a predicted model, not a curated record.